Oncorhynchus kisutch (coho salmon) is the source of this 2020-nucleotide messenger RNA. RefSeq names its product CD276 antigen-like. Gene Ontology annotation, biological process: positive regulation of T cell proliferation; T cell costimulation; regulation of cytokine production. Lineage: Eukaryota; Metazoa; Chordata; Actinopteri; Salmoniformes; Salmonidae. Gene Ontology annotation, cellular component: external side of plasma membrane. Gene Ontology annotation, molecular function: signaling receptor binding. Bases 215 to 958 code for a protein of 247 amino acids. The record is from RefSeq and is a predicted model, not a curated record. The transcript is spliced from 5 exons.
ACACACAUUUGGCUUUCCCACCAGUGACGGUGCAAGUCAAUAUUAUGUAGGCUACUUUAAUGCUGUUGUCGCAAUCUUUCUUUGCGGAAGCUUGACGUCAAUCUAUAUAUAAAUAUAUAAAAAAUAACCGACAACCGGCACUCGUGACUUUUAUGCAUUCCACGUGUGUCGUUCAACUGGGAUACACACACAACUUUGAUCUCGUCUGGAGAAAAUGGAAACAUACAGAACACACUUUGUCAUGUGGACUGUCCUGGGAUUAGCAGCAGUCUUCAUCUCUUCCUCGGCCCUCUCAGGUGUGAAAGGAAUUGUGAAACAGAAGGUCCUCCUGCAUUGCCCCUGCGUAAAUAGAAAUGUGAGAAAGACAAUUAUCUGGCAGCUAGAAGAGCAUACCAUCGUGCUCCGUCAUGAUGGAAGUAAUAACCACACAACCAUAGGGAUGAGAUAUGAAAACAGGGUCAGUCUCUUUCUAAAUGAAGAGAAGGACAACUGUUCGCUGCUCCUCUCAGGCAUCACUGUGGCAGACAACGGGACAUACAAAUGCUCCUUUACAGCCAACGCUUUUGUCUACGAAAAAGUAAUUCUACAUGUGGCUGCGAGCUACAGUGUCUGUAUGGACCUCGUCUCAGACCAGGCUUCGGUGAGUUCCGGAGGGGGAGAGGGGUCGAGGGUGUACCAGUGUAAAGCCUCUGGGGGCUAUCCAGAGGGCCAGAUUCACUGGGAGCUGGAAGGACAUCCUCUGGUGAACCCCUCCAGGAGGGAUGUGACCCACCUGGACAACUUUACAGGACUCUACAGCCUGACCAGCAACCUGACCAUCGAGCUGAGUAAGGGUGAAACACUGCAAUGUGUGGUGGAGAACACAGCCUUGGCCUCCAACCUCACCUCCAACUCCAGCUGCAAUCAAAAGUCUAAGGACCUAAGCCCUAGGACCAUGCCUCAGGACUACCUGGCAUGAUGACUCCUUGCUGUCCCCAGUCCACCUGACCGUGCUGCUGCUCCUGCGGCUAUGGAACCCUGAUCUGUUCACCGGACGUGCUACCUGUCCCAGACAUUCUGUUUUUCCUAGCCACCGUUCUUCUACACCUGCAUUGCUUGCUGUUUGGGGUUUUAGGCUGGGUUUCUGUACAGCACAUUGUGGCAUCAGCUGAUGUAAGAAGGGCUAUAUAAAUACAUUUUAUUUGAUUUUGAUUUGACACUGCAUUCUCGGAGUGCACGUCCUGGUAAUCAGUCUGGCCCUGUGGCCUUGUGUAUGUUGACCUGUUUAAAAUGGUCUUACUCACAUCGGCUACAGUGAGCGCGAUCACACAGUCGUCCAGAACAGCUGGUGCUCUCAUGCAUGCUUUGGUGUUGCUUUCCUCGAAAUGUGCAUAGAAGUAAUUUAGCUCAUCUGGUAAGCUUGUGUUGCUGGGCAGCUCGCGGCUGAGCUUCCCUUUGUUGACUGUAGUAGUUUGCAAGCCCUGCCACAUCCGACGAGCGUCGGAGUCGGUGUAGAACGAUUCAAUCUUAGUCCUGUAUUUACUCUUUGGCUGUUGCCAGGAUGGGAAACAUUGAUGGGGGUGGGGGCCACAAAAAAACGGAACUCAUCAUGAGGGGCCGAAGUGGCUCUGUGGUCUGGUCAUGGGACUUGCAACCGCUUAUUCGACAAUUCUUACAAUUCUUAAGUUUAGAUAACUGGCCGCUCGACAGCAAAAAUGUUUUAAUGAUAUGAGCUAAUUGAAAUACUUCUGAUGCACUAGCAAAUUUAGAAAUUGCACCUUGUGCAUUCUAUUAUUCUAACUUUCAACAGUAAGUUGAGAACCUGACUGAGUUCCUAAAUAUUUCUACACACACACACACACACACACACACACACACACACACACACACACACACACACACACACACACACACACACACAAGUAUUCACACAAGUAUUCAGACCCCUUGACUUUUUCCACAUUUUAUUACGUUACAGCCUUAUUCUAAAAUUGAUUAAAUAAAAUGUUGCAAAUGUAUUACAAAUAAAAAAUGGAAAUAU